Messenger RNA from Mus musculus (house mouse), 17079 nucleotides. It is a transcript of the gene Plekhg1, whose product is annotated as pleckstrin homology domain containing, family G (with RhoGef domain) member 1. Lineage: Eukaryota; Metazoa; Chordata; Mammalia; Rodentia; Muridae. Bases 9765 to 14228 code for a protein of 1487 amino acids. The record is from RefSeq and is a predicted model, not a curated record. Gene Ontology annotation, molecular function: guanyl-nucleotide exchange factor activity. The transcript has 16 exons. Gene Ontology annotation, cellular component: cytosol.
GUGACAUGGAUCCCUGCCAUCAACCUGACCUUGACCACCAGCCUCCACACAUGCUCAUGCACUUACACACAUAUGCACCUACAUGUAUACACAUACACAAAAAGAACUACUGUUUAGUAAACUCCAUUGAUUUAUAAAAAGCAUCCAAUCUCCUCUCUCCCUCUUCCCUAGAGUACUAGCCAUGAGAAUGUGAUGUAUAAAAGAAUAAAAGCCUGCUGGGUGUCACCCUUUGUGUUCCUCCACCUGUCUUCUUGGAGUCCAAGUGUCAGACUCCUCCUUCCUGGAGCUGACCCUGAGGCUGAGCAAAAGUCUGAAUCAUCACAGGAAGGUUAAAUUAUAGUUCGGAUACCAUGCUUACUUAUGGAGGUGAGAACUUGAACGACCCAGUUUAAAGAGAGAAAAAUUAACAAGGGUUGCAAAGGGUUUUAAUGGUAACCCUAAAGUUACCAGAAGGUUCAGAUAGGUGGUUCUUCUCAUCUUUUGAGGUAUCUGGAUUAUUGUUUCUUUAUUCUAAUAAAAACAACUGAAUACGAUCAGAGAACAACCUCUCUCCCCUCUGACUUUCUCAGUACCAGCCUACCCCAAUGAAGGGAAGGUAGAGUCAGGCUCUUCUUUGAGAACGGCACACCUGCCAGGAUGGAGCAUCACCAGCCAGCCAAGUUCCAACACUUACUAUCUAUGGCUGUAAAUCAGUAGGGAGUGAGGUGCCUGGUUUCACUUUUGCUUUCAGUUGCAAAUGCUAGCCUAUGUCUCAGAUACUCCUAUAGAAUGUGUAUACAACUUGGGAAUGCUUUACUGUUUGAAAAUGUUGUGUCAAACUCAAAACUUACAUGUAAACAGACAUAAUAAAGUGAGACGAUUAGGUUAUAAUAACCCACAGGUGGUGUGCUGGGCAUUCAGCAUGUGUUAGCCAGCAAAGUGAGAGAAGUUCUUUGUGUGAAUCUAAUCUGACCCAUAUUCUCUCUCCCACCUGAUAGCAACAAACCAUUGGUGAGGUCCUCCAUUCUGCCUUACCCACUUCGUCACCCGACUCCUGGUACUAUUUAGUAAUCCACAGUGGGCAAGGCUGUAGGGUGCAAAGACUUGUCUAUGGUAACACAGCAUGAGAAGUAGAACCAGGACUAGAGGGUGUGACACACAGCACACAUGUGACACACAGUACCCGAGGCUGUGUGCAGCAUCUGCAGUGUGGCGUGGAGGAUUUGGCAGAAGACCCUGCACCUUCAGCCUCCCCUUUGGGUUUUAACUUACUCGCAAGAUUGCAGAGGGUCUUGAAUCGUUCAUCCUUCUCCUAGGAUAGUUUUGAUCUCUUAUCUCCAAAGAUAAAACUUCAUUUUUCUAGUGGGAAGUUAAACACUGAGAAUUACUCAAAUAAGUUACUGACACCAGGUAUAAUAUAAAAGAGAAAGUAUCUGAAACUGAGACUUCAUGUCAUGGAUUGGAGGCCUGUGUGUGCUCUCUAUAACACCUGUCCCUGUGGGAAAGACUGGGGUAAUAGAAGAAGGAGUUCUAUAUUCUGAAUAGUGUUGUCUACAUAGUUUCUUUUCUAUAUAAGUCGAAACAAACUUGUUUAACAUGUUUAGGGCCUCGAUGAGCCACCAGAGUGAUAUCUUCUUUUAUUAUUUUGCUAAUAGCAAUAGCUACAGACAGAAAUGUGCAAAAGUUAGAGCAGGUUUCGGGGAUUGAGGUAUUUGAGAACCACAACAGAAAAGGAAAGAAAGGAGAGGCAUGGACCAUUGGAGGUCACAGCAAAGUCCCUAUAAAAAGGAAUUAGCUCCUGUCUGGGAUUGUCCAACUUUUGUUUGCUAGGAAAUUCCUAGCCAGCUGUUCAUUAAUUAAAAUGUCCAUACCAAAUAUUUUUAAGCAGGAGUAAGGGGAGAUGCCUUAUACAGGUUUUCAAUUUAUUUCCAUGUCCUUAAAUGAUGAAUGUUGCUAUGUGUGCUUGCUGCUGCAUAAAGACAAAAUGUAGCCCCCUCCCACCAAGAAAAGUAAAUAGGGUUUCCACUCUUUGCAGACAAGUGUUUUUAAACCACCCCCAACAGAGCUUAAAUUGUCCAGUGUCUAAAUAAGCUUUAGUCAUCCCAGAGAACAAGUAAAAAGAGACCCAUUCCUUAUACCUUAAAUAACCCUCCACACAUAGCAGACUCAUGUUAACUUCAGAUGUCCCAGCAAACAGGGUUUUUAUAUUAAGUUUAACCUGAAUUACCCAUCCUGACCCCGUUUAAUUGUUGUAAGUGGUAGGAAUUAAUUUUGUGCAGGCAAGGAUGAAGGCUAAUCCCAGUCAAUCAGCGCCUAGUAAUUAAUCCACAUACUCUUAAAGGAGAGGGAGAGAAAUUGGCACAUUCUCUGGCUUACAGUUCUCUACCAACCUAACUGAGAGUCCCUGGGUUUUAUAGGGUUCAAAUUUCAGGAUAGAAUUACAAUUAACAAGGGUUUGCUAGAGCAGAUGGUUCUGUCCAGCUGCCAAAUAUUAAGGUGUUGUCUGAAAUCUGUUCUAACCAUGAGAGACAAAGAGGCAUUUGAGUCAAAGACAAACAUUCUCAGAUGUCUUUGGAGUGUGACUGAGCAGGUGGCUUUAUCCUGUGGGGACAUCACUGUUGUCUCUGAAACCCUAAAUCAUUGAACACUCCUGAACUGUAAACCAAUGAGAAAUCUUAACCCACCCCCUUUCAUUAGUGAGAAAAUAAAGAAUAAAUACCCGAAAAAAUAAAAUAAAAAGGCAUAUUAAGAGACAGUUUCCUACAAAAUCAAUAUCUCAAACAAGUUCUUACUAAAUUUUAUGUAUAAGGGAAGGUGACAUAUUAUACAGUCUUUUCCUUUGAUAUGGCAGAGAACAUGGAUGGAAAUAAUUUUUGUAAUAUAAUAUUUUAAAGGUUGGGCUGUGAGAUAGCUUCAUUCAUAUCCUUUAUUUCUAAGUUUCUGUGCCUUUUAAAAGAUGUUUAUUUUUAUGUGUGUUGGGGGGGAUGUGCCUGCAUGCAUAUAUGUGAUCUGUGUUUGGUGUGUGUGUGUGUGUGCCUGCAUGCAUGUAUGUGUGCCGUGUCCAUGUAGGUGCCUACAGAGGCCAGGAAUGGGCGUGAGAUUCCCCUAGGGCUGCGGUGACUGAUACGGAUGAAUUAUCUAACCUAAGUGCUAAGAAGCAAGUCUGGUUCUGCUGUGAGGACAGGACAUAUUCUUAGCCACUAAGCAACUGUUCCAGCCCACUGACAUACUCCUUUCCUAAGAUGAAAACUAAACAGUUCAUCUGCUAUGCUUUGAUGUUACAAUGAAUAUUAAGCCACAGUUAGAUUUCACAAACUAUGCCCGUGUCCAUCAGUACAGCAUGUCUAAGGACAGAGAAGGUACAAAUAUUCUACCCAAGUUGGAGAUAAAUAUAGGCAUCUCACACCUCACCCCAACUCUCUGAAGAAACCAUAAAAUAAGGAAACAUCAUCAAACAAAUCAUGAUUUCCAUGGGAAUGAUUUGAAAAUUAUGGACUUUCUUUACCAGAACUUAGUAUAUAAUUAUAAACAACAGUAUGUUUUUUUUUAAUUACUGUAGUGAUGAUAGAAAUAUCUUAUUCACUAAUUAUACUAGUUUCUCAUGCAUCGUAGUUGUUCAUUCAUUCAUUCAACAAGUUUUCAUUGCAUAGAUACUAAAUUCCAGGUACCAGUCCACAGUCUGAGAAAAUGAUGUGGCUAAAUAAAUGAAUAAAUAGAAGGACACUCAGUGUCCUUAGUGUAUGCUAGACUAGUCAGGUAAAUGACUAGAAACCAAAGAGUUAUUGGUUUGUAGGGGGGAAAAAAACCCUCACCUGAGGAGGCAGUUUCUGAGGCAAAUUCUGACAGAUUAGCAGUAUCGGCAGUGGGUACCAGUGAUAUGGAGAGAACGUGAGCGCUGGAGAAUACUGGAAAGGAGUAAUGGGUGUGAAGGGUCUUUGGAUCAAAGCUGGGAAGGCUAGCAAGGAGGAAUGGGUUGGGACACAUUGAUGGUUUUAUCAUUAUCCAAGAAUAAAUGAGAAGGCAUAGAAUCAUGCCCAGGGUGGUGUGACAUCAGGUUUGCAAUUUGGAAGAUCACAGUGUAAUUGUCUGUCCCAUCCCGGAGACAGGUUACUAGACCAUUCCUCUAGUACAGAUACAAGAGCCUGGUAGAGAGUAAUCAUGGCCAAGUAGCUAAUGGAGAAUUAAGAAGUGAAAAGGUUGGGUGGGGGUGGUAAGGAUUUGACUGGAGUGAAGGAGUAAAUAUACAGUGGUUGGCUCUUCCUGCAGACAGAGACCAGGUGGUGGUGCCAGUCUCUGUCUGGGACCCCGGGCUGUGAAGAUGACUGUGUUCCAUCGUGAGCAUAUUACAUUGUCUUUUGCUUCGAAAUCUCAAAGCUGAGAUGUGGAGCAGUCACUUGGCUAUCCCACCUCGUGCUCAGACACUUAAGCUGAGAAUGGCUGAGUUCCAGUUGAGAAAGGAUGCCAGUGGAGGUAGGAGGAGAAGCAGGUUAGAGGGGAACGGUGGCCAAACGUGUCAGAUGCUGCCAAGAAGUUAUAUGAGAAAGAGAGUCAUAAAUACCAACUGGAUUAGGCAGCAGCAUCCACAGAGCUGUUGCAGUGGGGAAGCCAGUCGGGAUGGAAUUACAAAGAGAAGUGCUAACAGCUGGAAGAGGAGACCCUGUGUCAAAGGGAGGGAGGGUUAGACAGAAAGCUUUGAUGGGCACACUCUCCCACCAUUCAGGAAGGAGGGGAGAUGCUUGUGGGCGAACUUGUCUGUGAGCAAAUCUAAAUGAACUUGCAAGUGAUUCCCCCCGUCCCCCCAGAUUGGUUCAUGUGAGCAGAAACUGUGCACGAGUUCACAUCUGCCCUGCUUUUCUCCUGUGUAUGGCCGUUCAACACUGAAGGCUGGACUGUCUGUUGGGCCAGUAGGAGACAGUGUACCGAUCAGGAGGACUUUGCAUAGCACCUAAUUCCAAACAGAUCAGCCCAAGCUGUGCCUCACAGUUAGAGACAGGAAGUGAUUAGGCUUCAGCUUUCUCUGUUUUGAAAAUGCUGUGUUUUCUUCAUGGAUGCUCUUCACAUUGAGAACUACAUGCAGACCAAUCGCUGCACAUCUUGCUUUAAGAAGGCAGGUGUAUUUCCUAGACCCUUUGCUCCAAAACCCAUUGCCAAAUCCAGGGCAGAACUGCAUUGAGAGAACUCAGCAAGACAGAGGGAUGUGUGGCCCAUCGAGCAGGAAACCCACUGCCACAGAUGCAGUUGCAUCCUUCCUCAGUUUCCCCUGGCCCUGAAUGCAGAACGGACUCCAACACUGCGCAGGCAGAGUUUGAUUGACAAAGGCAUUAACCAUUUAAAGCCCAGAGCUUGCUGUAAUGUGGACAGAGCUUGCUGCCUCGCCACACUGCCCAUCCCUGGUGUCCAUAAAGGCCUGUCAAAAUCAAGUUUCUUUCUUCAUAACUUCCUUACAGUUAAUGCUAGUUCUAUAUCUGUCCCCCAAAAAAAAAAAACCCAGAGUCGAUCAGGAACCACCCAAAACAGCCUGUCUUGUAUAGCUAUUUAUCCCAGUACUGGGCCAUACUGCCCUUGUGAAACCACUGGUGUUGUGCUUACAGAGUAAGGCCUAAGCCCUGCUUGAGAGAACCUUACAGUCCACGCAAGACACUCAAGGCAGGGCUCAUCAUUCAGGUCAAUGUCAGUGUAAGCUAAAAUCCACUGUGGAAGCUAACACUGCACCUGAGCUCCCCACAGGCCACAGCAGAAGCCAGCUGCUAGUGUAUAAACACUCACUGUAGCUUACAACCAUUCAGUGUAGAUUACCAUGGUAAAAGCAAAUGGCCUAUGCUUACUAGACAGUAUCAGCCAGAAGCAUUCAUCUUCCAGAGUUACUGUGUUCCUCAGAUACCAUGUCCAGAAGCCAAUCUGUCAGAUGCUGGGGUCUGGUGUCAAAGCAGCAAAGACCUUUCUGUCUAAUCAGAUUUUGACCCAAUUUGAGAACUGGAAACACAGAAGUAAGGAAGAGAUUACAUUGCUACCUUCAUUAUUAACUUUGACGGCCAUGUCUUAUAAUAGGCAAGCAUCAACAUACUUCUCAUCUCGUAGGCUGAGCUGGAGCGCAACCCCCUCCACACAGGAAAAGAACAUUGGGAAUUAAAUCAAAUUGUAAAACAAAACCUAGUUCCCUGUUUUACACACACCUGUCCAGCUCUUGAUUAGGGCCUCUGAGAGAUGUGUGUGGAAAAGGAGAGGUCAAAUAGAGACCUGGAAUGUAUACAGUACCAGCCCAAGGGAAACAAAAGAGAGCAUCAAUACUGAGCCAGAGAGAUUAGUGCUCUUCCGGAGGACCCAGGUUCGAUUCCCUGAACCCACAUGUUUGCUCACAGAUGUAUGUAGCUCCAGUCCCGGGUAUUCAACGCCCUCUUUUGGCCUCUGCAGGCACUGUACACUUGUAGUACACAGAUGUGCUUGCAGGCAAAAUGCCCAUUCACAUAAAUAAUUUUUAAAAAUCAGCACUGAGGGACAACUAUACGUGCCCACAAUCCUACCCUCAAUCCAGCAACUUCUCCAGAAAUAAUAGAAAGUCAAAUAUUUGCUAGAGACAGCAGACCUACUUAAUUCUUACAGCUUAGCACAUGUUUUUUACAGUUGACAGCCACUUCAUUCUGGCUGAGCUGGCAUCCCUUCGAUCAGCAUUUGCCAAGUGGCCCCUGGUGUCCAGAGUCACAUUAAGUUCUAAAGAAUUUCCAAGAAGUACGUGGUCUGAUUCAGCCCUCAUCCCCUGCAGAGGGUGAGGCAGUACUUAGGUCUAUAAAUCUAAAAGGCUGUUAAUAGCUCAUUAUCACUGUAGGAAAUUAGGAGCAAAUGCCCACAAACUAGUUUGUCAGCUCAGCACACACACACACACACACACACACACACACGCAUUCAUGCGCACACAUGCGCAUCUGUUCAUAAAAAAAGUCAGCUCUGGGGGGAGCAUGAUCUCAUGUCCUCACCGUAUAUUUUGGUAGAACUCAGCUCUGCUGCAGGGUGACCUGUUUAAGGAAGUACCUUUGUAUGGACUGGGAAGGGUGGAGUUGACCUCGUGGGCAGGACAUUACUCUUCUUCCUCUUCCUGUCCCUGUUUCUCACAGCAGUCAUGGUCAUUGCUCAGCUUCCUGUGGGGGAGGCUAUGGAUACUGAGGGUCUAUUUGCUGCCGCCAGCAAGCAUAGGCCAGCAUCCUGCUAAGCGCUGAGCGACUGUACCUAUGGGACCCUUCUCAGUGGUAUCAAGAGUAUCGUUCUGUGUGGGGCUGGAAGAGGUGGGACAAUGUUGACAAAGUGUGUUCUGGGCUAAAACAUCACAAGCAAGAGAACCAUGGGAAUGACAAGGGCCUGUGGAGCAGAGCAAAGAUAAGUGAUGCUAACAGAUAGCACCUGCUGCUGGGGUAACACCUAAAGUGGAAGCAAGCAAGGGUCCUAGAGAGAUAAAGGAUGGGCGUAGAGAGACAUAAGCUCUGUGUCCAUGCACGUUGGACCAUGGAAUGGAGUCACUUCACACAGCAUAGCAUGUGCUAACUAGAUGUACUAUGCGGGAGCAAACACUGAUAAAGACGAUGGGUCCUAACACCUUGAAGAUAUUGUGGGCCUCCUGGCCCUGUGUCAAACAUUGUCUAGAAGGAGCCCCUUGGGGAAAGUCCUGAGAAGCCCGUGAAGUCUUUCUGAGGCCCAGUGAGGCUGGGGAAGAGCCGGUUGAUUAAGGCAGAGCAAACGUAACAACAGUUAACAGUGAGCAAGCACGGUUUAGUGUUUCUGACGGACUGUGAUUCACCUGUCUCCUGGUGACAAGAGCACAGGAGGGUGGGUGGAGGUUAGAGAAUUGUACUUGCCACAUCCUCUGGCCUCAUUAGUUGCCCUCCUCAUGAACUUCUCCGUCCCCUCUGGUGGCUGUCAACAGUGGCUCUGCAGGGAUCAGAAUGUCUGAAUUUGAGCCAUUUGCUGUGCUUUUUAAAAACAGCUUUAACCACAAGCCCUAUGUAUUCUAUGCCCUUUGGAGCCCAGCUCUCAAUGAUAUAGCAGCAGGAAUGAUUAGAGAGGAGGCUCCUAGGAGGGAGUUAGUCAUGCUCUCUGGGCUUACUACCUACCUUCGCUUUUAGCUCUGCUCUUGUCUCUUCCACUCACCCUCAGCACGGCAAAGAUGACUUCUCUGUAUAUGGACAGAGUCUCUCCUGUGAUGCUAACAGCUCCUUUCGCAGCCUAUUCUGUCCAUUACAGUUGGAUACGGGGGUCACAAAGAGAUAUGUCUCCAGGUAACACACAGCCAUAUUUCUGCCUCCUUAUCCUCUCCUAAUGAGACACUGGACCAUGCCUCAGGGCCUCCACCAGUGCCCAUCCUGGCUCUAAUGCCAUCCUUCUCUGGAGGCCACCAUACUUGUGCAGGGAGUAGCCCCAUCUGAAGGCAGGUUAAGCCUGUCUCUGUGAGUCUGGGUGUGGUAGGAACUGAGAUCUGUGGAAACCUCAUCGCCCUUUUCCCUGUAAGAGAGGUAGCAUUGCCCUAUAAGUAGCUCUCUCUGAGCCCACCAUAGCUCAGCUCAGUACUCUGUGACCAGAGCUACCCAUAGUCCAAGGAAACACCAUUCCAAAAAGGAAUGGAGAUGCUUACUGCCACAGGAGGACCGCGGGAGGUCCAGGAACCAUACUUCCUAUCAAAUGCCCUUUCUACCCCACCAUGGGACCUGAUCUAACCCUGGGGUCAAGGUGUGGUGUGAAUAGACCCCAGAGCUUCUCGUUUGCAUACUAUUAUAAAUUCCCAUCCUCCAUUUCUACCUCCGUUCUCUACAACAGAUGCCAACAUUUCAUGACAUUUUGAAAGGAUUACACAGAAAUGGCACAGCAAGAAUUAGCAUGUGGUAGUGACUAUAGUGAAAGACAAUAGGACAGGAUUGGGUGAGAGUCAAAGUAGUACUAAGCUAACUAAGUAUGGAAAUGGCAUAUGUAAAGUGAGUACCCUUAAAACACUGAUAUGUGGUUAUGGAAAUACUGCCUUUAAACAAACAAAUAAAUAAAAAGCAAUAAUUAAAACCUUGUGGUCAAGUCAAGAGAUUUGUGUAGUUUACCUAUCUUCUGAACUACUUACCUAGUUCUCCCCUACCCCCAGCUUAAUGCAGAUUUUGUUCUCACCUGUGUGCACCUCACAUAUUGUCCAGUAGGGGGCACCUAUGUCAGCAUGGGGUAUUAGUAUGGUCUCAGUACUCUUAAAGAGGCCACCAGCCAGCUCAUAAAAGAAGAUGAUCCCUCCAUUGCAAUAAGCUCAUCUUCGAAAAGGCUUUGAGAAUAUACAUGGCUGUGAACUGCUAAGUCUCUUAACCCCUCCAUCCUAAAAGACCAAUAUAAUGCUUAAAGUAAACACUCAGGUUGUAAACCAGGUCUGUUGCGGGGGAAGGAUGGUCCCCCGGAAGUGAGAUAAAGAAAUCUCAUACCCAGUAUGGCAGAGAAAGAUAGUCUGAGGCAAACUGGUAGACUCCACCUCACCUCUCUCACAGCCAUUUUUCAAUGCUGAAAAUGUCUUUAGUCCUAAGGGAAAAAAAAAAAUCAAAAGUAAUUCCAUAUCAUACAUAGAGAUAGGUGCUUCUAUUUGCUUGCCUCUGUCCCUCAGUCUCAUUUUUAAGUUUUGCUAUUGUCUGCUGUUUCUUGUCUCCUCUCCCAUACUUUCCCUGAGCCUCCUGAGAGAGGUCUCAUGACACAGGCAAGAUGCGGAUGUGGGUGGAGGACAGAGGUGGGAGGAACUGCCCAGGCCUGUCUCCCUUGGGUGGAGCACCUCCCAGGAGGACAUGAUCCUCCUGCCUGCCGGUGGCAGCCAAGGAGGCUGCCCUUCACCCCAGCAAGACCAUAGGAACAUGUUGUCGACCACCAUGGUGGGCACACUGGUCAGAGGGUGGAGGAAUCGGAGCUCCCCUAGAAGAGCAGAAUUGAAGCCAGCCGCCCCACAGAGACAAGGUGGGAUUCGGAUUCACGAAACAGAUGGACACCGCCAUUUGCAACUGGACGUGCCUUCAGCUGUAAGUCUAGUUCCUGAUCCAAGGACCACAGCGGAACCCUCCGAGUCCCCAGAACCAAAAACUAUGGAGCUUUCCGACAGCGACCGACCCAUCAGCUUCGGCUCCACCUCAUCCUCGGCCUCCUCCAGGGACAGCCACGGUUCCUUUGGCAGCAGAAUGACUUUGGUUUCAAACAGCCACUUGGGCUUAUUUCACCAGGAUAAAGAAGCUGGGGCCAUAAAGCUGGAGCUGGUACCAGCACGACCAUUUUCCAGCAGCGAACUGCAGAGGGACAAGCCUGCCGGACCACAAAACAUGAAUGGGGUCAGCGAGAAGCAGCCUAGGACUCCAUGGAGAAUGGACACGAGUGGGACACCACAAACCACUGCAGACUCGGCCACCAGCCCCAAGCUCCUCUAUGUAGAUAGAGUUGUACAGGAAAUCCUGGAGACAGAGAGGACCUACGUGCAAGAUCUAAAAAGCAUCGUGGAGGGUUACCUGGAAUGCAUACGGGACCAAACCAAACUUCCCCUGGUGACCGAAGACAGGGCUGCUCUUUUUGGAAAUAUACAGGAUAUCUACCACUUCAAUAGUGAACUUCUUCAAGAUCUGGAAAACUGUGAAAACGAUCCUGUGGCCAUAGCAGAAUGUUUUGUGUCCAAGAGUGAAGAGUUCCACAUUUAUACCCAGUAUUGCACCAAUUACCCAAGGUCUGUGGCCGUGCUAACUGAGUGCAUGAGGAACAAGAUACUCACCAAGUUCUUCCGGGAGCGCCAGGAAACUCUGAGACACUCACUACCCCUAGGGUCCUACCUCCUAAAACCAGUCCAGCGGAUUCUCAAAUAUCAUCUCCUUCUUCAUGAAAUAGAGAACCACCUUGAUAAGGCCACGGAAGGCUACGAUGUUGUGCUGGAUGCCAUAGACACGAUGCAGCGAGUGGCCUGGCACAUCAAUGACAUGAAACGGAAGCAUGAGCAUGCUGUCCGCUUGCAGGAGAUCCAGAGCUUGCUAACCAACUGGGAGGGGCCUGACCUCACCAGCUAUGGGGAGCUGGUGCUUGAAGGAACCUUCCGCAUCCAGAAGGCCAAAAAGGAGAGGACUCUUUUUCUCCUGGACCAGCUGCUGCUCAUCACAAAAAAGAGAGAUGACACGUUUACAUACAAGGCUCACAUCCUGUGUGGCAACCUCAUGCUUGUAGAGGUCAUACCAAAAGAACCGCUCAGCUUCAGUGUCUUCCACUACAAGAACCCCAAGCUUCAGCACACAGUUCAGGCCAAAUCCCAGCAAGACAAACGUCUCUGGGUUCUGCACCUGAAGAGAUUAAUUCUGGAGAACCACGCAGCAGCAGCAAAGAUCCCAGCUAAGGCCAAGCAAGCGAUUCUUGAAAUGGACGCCAUCCACUAUCCAGGCUUCUGUUACAGUCCUGAGGGAGAGAUGAAGACACCAUGUGGUUCUGCACCCCAUCGGCUGAGACGGAAGUCAGAACCUUCCUCGAGAUCACACAAAGUGUUGAAGACCAGCGAAACUUCACAAGAUAUCCAGAAGGUUUCUAGAGAGGAAAGCCCUUCCCAGCUGACUUCUGCCGUGCCUGCCCAGAGGAACUGCCAGCCCGGCAGCGCUGCCGUUAUCAAUAUGCUUCGCGGGGGAGGCGGUGUUAGAAGCCCAUGGACAGAUCACCACAUCAGGCAGCGGACGGAUCACCACAUCCGGCAGCCCUUGUUUCCAAGCCGCCGGUCUCCACAGGAGAAUGAGGACGAUGACGACGAUUACCAGAUGUUCGUCCCGUCCUUUUCUUCCUCGGAUCUCAACUCCACCAGGUUGUGUGAAGAGAACGCUUCAAGUCGCCCUUGCAGCUGGCAUCUGGGCCUCAUCGAACCCACAGAGAUCUCCAGCUCUGGUCACAGGAUAGUCCGACGGGCCAGUAGUGCAGGUGAAAGCAACGCAUGCCCUCCUGAAGUAAGAAUUAGAGACUGUGAUGACUCUCAGUACUGUCCCGGGAGACAGCUGCAGAACAGUCCUCGACCAGGAGGAGAGAGGGGGAUGACUCCCUAUGGGUCGUCUGUAGAGUUGACCAUUGAUGAUAUAGACCAUGUCUAUGAUAACAUAAGUUUUGAAGACUUAAAGUUAAUGGUUGCUAAGCGGGAUGAAACUGAAUGUUCUUUCUCCAAACCAUCCAGAGACUCUGUUCGCCCCAAGAGUACCCCAGAGUUAGCCUUCUCAAAGAGACAGGUUAGCCACAGUACAAGCUCUCUCCACUCAAGGAAAGAGGCAGGCCUCGGUGGUCAAGAGGCAUCCACCCAAAGCGUACAUGAACACCAGGAAGUGGAAGAAAACAUCUAUGACACCAUAGGGCUUCCAGACCCACCAUCGAUGAACUUGAACCACAGCAGCCUUCAUCAGCCCAAAAGGAGCACCUUCCUGGGUCUGGAAGCUGAUUUUGCAUGCUGUGACAGCCUGAGACCAUUUGUCUCCCAGGAUAGCCUCCAGUUCAGUGAGGAUGACAUAUCUUACCACCAGGGACCCUCCGAUACUGAAUAUUUGAGUUUGUUAUAUGACUCUCCCCGCUGUAAUCUGCCUAUUGCAGAUAAGGCUCUGUCCGACAAAUUGUCUGAAGAAGUAGAUGAAAUCUGGAAUGAUCUGGAAAAUUACAUCAAGAAAAAUGAAGACAAAUCAAGAGACCGCCUCCUUGCGGCCUUUCCUGUGAGCAAAGACGAUGCACCAGAGAGGCUAUAUGUUGACAGCACCCAUGAGCUGGGCAGGGAUACAGGACAUGCCACAUCUAUGCUGGCCCUUCCUACAAGCCAGACUUUCCUCCUGCCUGGGAAGAGCAGAGUUGUCAGAGCUAGCAGGGCCAACUGCUCCCUGGAUAAUGACAUUAUUUCAACAGAAGGUUCCUUCCUGAGUCUUAACCAACUCUCUCUGGCCAGUGAUGGGCCUCCUGUGGACAAUCCCUAUGACCUGGCCAACUGCAGCCUGCCCCAGACAGACCCAGAAAACCCUGACCCCGGGAUGGAGGUCACAGACAAGACUAAGAGCAGGGUCUUUAUGAUGGCCAGGCAGUAUAGUCAAAAGAUCAAGAAGGUAAAUCAGAUUUUGAAAGUGAAAAGCCCAGAGUUGGAGCAACCACCGUCCAGUCAGCAUAGGCCCAGUCACAAAGACCUGGUGGCCAUCUUGGAAGAGAAGAGGCAAGGAGGGCCCGCCAUUGGUGCCAGGAUCGCUGAAUAUUCCCAACUGUAUGACCAGAUUGUGUUCAGAGAGACACCCCUUAAAGCUCAGAAGGAUGGCUGGGCCAGCCCCCAAGGACCCACCCUCCACAGGCCUGUGUCACCUCCCCAGGCCCAGGGCGCUGGUGAGGACUGGCUCUGGCAUUCGCCCUACAGUAACGGAGAGUUGGCAGAUUUCUCUCCCCAGACAGAACAAGACUCAAAAUCAAAAUACCCCAUCACAUUAGAGAGCACCACAAAAAUUAGGCCCAGGCAGUUGUCGGGUGCUUGUUCGGUGCCGUCUCUCCAAGUGUCGGACCCUCUGCUGGGCUCUGUGCAGCAGAGAUGCAGCGUGGUGGUCAGCCAGCCCCACAAAGAGAACUCAGGUCAGAGUCCUCUUUACAACUCGCUGGGUCGCAAAGCAAUCAGCGCUAAACCCCAGCCUUAUAGCAGGCCUCAGUCAUCUUCCUCAAUCUUGAUAAACAAAUCUCUGGACUCUAUCAACUACCCCAGUGAGACAGAGACGAAGCAACUACUCUCUUCACAGAAAAGUCCCAGAGGCGCGAGCCAGCAGGAUUUGCCGUCAGGGCUAGCAAACUCAUGUCAACAGGACAGGGGCAAACGGUCCGAUCUCACGCUCCAAGACUCGCAGAAGGUUCUCGUGGUAAAUAGAAAUUUACCCUUAAGCGCUCAAAUAGCGACGCAGAACUACUUUUGUAAUUUCAAAGAUCCCGAGGGAGAUGAAGAUGACUAUGUGGAAAUCAAGUCAGAAGAGGACGAAGUGCGUCUGGAUCUCUCUCCAAGGCGGGGCAGGAAGUCUGACCCACAGACCCCGGACCCUGACUGUUCGGAUAGCAUCUGUAGCCACAGCACACCUUACUCUUUGAAGGAGCCAGUGAGUGGCAGGCUUGGGCUUCCUCCUUACCUGACAGCAUGUAAGGACUCUGAUAAACUGAAUGAUUAUCUGUGGAGGGGGCCCUCACCCAAUCAGCAAAACAUUGUCCAAUCUCUGAGGGAGAAAUUUCAGUGUCUUAGCUCAAGCAGCUUUGCCUAGGUUUCUAGAACUGUCCAAAUUAGCUCCCUAGGCUUACAAAUUACCAUACGAAUGAGGUUGUUUUUUCUGUAUUUUCUUUCAGUAUAUGCACUGGUUUAAAACAAUUUUGUAAUAACAAAAGGGUAAAAUGUGCUUUCGCUUAUAGCACAACUCUUUGAGCUGGCCCACCAUGACAUUUACCGCCCCGACCCCCAUGUCCUAACAGUGGUACCCACUCAUAGAAUACCUUCUCUCCACAUCCCAAGGAGUUUUAUACUGUGACUCAGAGGCACCACAAGUGAAUCUCUCUCUCACGGUUUUUUAAAAAAAGAGACUAGAGUUAUUUAAAGAGUCAUGCUUAUAUGUGGCAUCUCUAUAUUUGACAAGACUCAAGAAUGAUGCAUGCCAGAGACCACUGGUUAGACUGUAGCCUUGUCACGUAUUUUAAGGACACCAUGCUGGUGUCCUGAUCACAUUUCCUUUAGAUGCCAACAUACUGUGACUAUUGAAGAGGUUAAAAUGUAGCCCUAGCACCAACUUGCUAUUGGGAAAAACAAAAUGUUUUUACUUGUGUUCCAGGACAAGGCCCAGAUGGUGUGCCACUAUUUAUGAUAAGUCUACAGUUUCCGGGGUAAAAUAUAAACUAUUUCUUUCAUGUCAUAAAGAAAGCCAAUCUUAAUAAAAUACAAGCCAAGUUGAUUAUUAGAUAAGAUAGGGAGACUUCUGAAAACACCCUAUUUCUUCAUAUUACAAGUAAAGGGGAAUUGCCUCUGUAAAGACAACAACAGGAGAAGACAUGACUGUAGACACCUGCCUCCUAUCAGUACAGGGUAAAUCUUCAGGUAAAAUAAGACAAAAUGCAUUUAAAUGCCCCUGUCAAGAGCAGUUCUUCAUUGGCACUUUCCUGGGCUUGAGGUUCAACUGAAUGCCCACUUGAGAAGUCCUGGCCACAGUAUUGGGCAAGAGUGUAUUUUCUAAACAGCUAAUAACCCAGGGCCUUUCGAUGUUUUGGAAUAUACAGAACGGAGACUCUGGUUGCUGGAUUCCGACUAGUAACUUCCCUUACCCUGUACUUACAGUCUCGUACAGCACCUCACUGUGAUGCCACACCUGUCUAACUCCUUGUAGACAGGAAUGGAAGAUGAAAAGCAAGGCACUGUGAUUCAAAGGAAAACGAGAGAAACGUAAAAGCGUCUUCCUGAAGGCCCCGUGCGUACAGUCAGAAUAGGCUCUCUAUUUCUGUUCCCAUUUCUACACAUUCGGGACUCCUCCUUCACUCCUUCACCCUCUCAGUCUCAGUUUUAACGUUUCUUUUUAUUAGAAUUAGGCAACCUGCUCCAUUUCAAGAAGAUAUGAUGAUAAACACACUACUGAGUGUUGUUGAGUGUCCAGAGUGUGUUUCAUCGCUUUGCACAUCUUUGGCUACAGAGCUCAGUCCUACUUUGUGUUGUUCAAGUGUCUAAUCUUGGGAUUAGACUGGUGAGAUUAUCUUUCCUGAUUUUGCUAAGAGAUUUCUUCAGAACUCAUAACUUGUGAGGAGAGCCUGUAAAUUGGAACCUAAUUCUAGAAUAGCUUGUCCUUUUCCCACAUCAUCUGAAAGAACAUCACUGUGCACAUAACUCUUGGUUCCAGGUUAAAAGUAGUCUCUGAGCUAGUACAAGUAUUAAGACUUAGGUGACCGACUUCUUCUGGAUGGGUUUCAAUGCCACUCAACCUCUGAAAAGAAUCCCAUAACAGAUUUUUAUGUGUAGAAGGCUCACUGCAAGAAGCAUGUGAGUAAUUGGAACACAGUCCUCUUUAUUUCUACCCAUCGCAUCUACUCCACUGCCCACAACAGGGGAGAAUGCCUCCAUUUGUCUAGUUUCUGAAAGCCUGGUGGUUGCACAUUCUAAAUCUUGCUUACAAAUCAUUUUCUUAUUUACCAAGUCUGACACAUCUUCUGUUGGGGGUUCACUGGUCUGACUUAUUACCAGAUGUUUCUGAAGUGCACCUUGAAGCUGAUCCGGAACAGCUUUCUCUUCAGGCAAAUAAGACCAAUCAAAAUCUGGGCAAAAAAAUAGCCAGGCUAAAUUCCCUCUGAUUCUGCAGUAUCGAUGAAGACUCUGACGACACUUCUCAAGCUUUCACAUCCACUAGAGCCCCAUCUGAACUUCUGUUCUCUUCAGUUUCGACAGCUUUUCUCCAUGAGCUCCUGCUCUCAGUUAUCAAGGUUUCUGGAGUCUGGAGAAUUUGUUUCCUGGUUAAGAAGGGAUAGAAAUUAAAGUGUCAACUAGCUCCUCCAAUUCGACUUCUUUUCCCUCCUGAUUUUUUUUUCCUUUUUAGUCUCUAUGGCCCACAUCCCAGUACAGUUCAUGUUACUGUCCUGUUUGAGUCUCAGAAAUGAGUAAUUCUUCACACCAGUGUUUCAUUGCAUGGUUUGGUGUCACCUGCAAAGGGGAAUGUCACAUUGUACAAAACGUCUUAUGUAAGUGGUCCUUUAGGCUCUAGGAUAAAGCUGUAGUUUUAUUGAUCAUGUCUGUGGACCAGGCUGCAGACUUUGAGAGCCUGUGUGUGUGUGUGUGUGAGUGUGUGCUUAGAUGUUCCCUCAAUGUUAUCAGUUCAAUGCUUUUGUUUAAAAUAGUUUCUUCUGAAGGUGGGGGUGGGGAUGUACAUAACUGGGAACGUUUUAUGUACUUAAAUGUUCUUACUGGGUUCCUGUACUGAAGGGUCCAAUUUUUCUUUUUUAUAUAAGUUCACUUUUCACCUACUUUUUGUCUUCAUGGGGGGGGGGGAAAGUUGUGCAUCUUGGAAAACAUACUUUAAAUACUGUAUAUAAGACAAUGAAACUUAGUAAUACCCAUUAUUUAAUAAAGUUUGUAAAGUGGAAAGUAAA